Daucus carota subsp. sativus is the source of this 1227-nucleotide messenger RNA. RefSeq lists its product as uncharacterized. Gene Ontology annotation, biological process: DNA transposition. Lineage: Eukaryota; Viridiplantae; Streptophyta; Magnoliopsida; Apiales; Apiaceae. The record is from RefSeq and is a predicted model, not a curated record. Bases 1 to 1227 code for a protein of 408 amino acids. The transcript has 4 exons. Gene Ontology annotation, molecular function: transposase activity; DNA binding; zinc ion binding.
AUGUGGAAGGGCUUUCUAGCAGGUUGCAGGCCUCUUAUAGGUGUUGAUGGAACACAUUUGAAGGGAAAUUAUGGAGGCAUCCUUUUAUCAGCAGUUGCACUUGAUGCCAAUAAUGAGAUAUUCCCAUUGGCAUAUGCAGUUGUCAGUGUUGAAGACAAAGAAAACUGGAGUUGGUUCUUUUGGAACUUGUAUAAUUUGGUUAAAGAUUCCAGCAGAGGUGAUUGGACAAAAAUAUCUGACAGACAGAAGGGAAUUGAUCUUGCUUUAAUGGAUGUAUGGCCAUCUGCAAAAAGAAGAUACUGUUGCAGGCACAUAAGCAGGAACUACAAGAAGCAAUUCUCUGGCCCUUUAAUGUACAUUCUCUUUUGGAGGGCUUGUAAUGCAACCUCACAAUUUACAUUCAGAAAAGCUAUGGAAAGGCUCAAAGAAGCUGGAGAGAGCUUCAAUUCUACUCUUGGAAUUGAUAGGUGCAGGCCAGUACUAACCCUACUUGAAGGUAUGAGAAGAGUGUGCAUGGUUCGAAUUUCAACAAGGUAUCAACAUGCAUUAGGAUGGAAAGAUGAUGAGCUCUGUCCCAAGAUAAUUAAGGCACUGAAGGUUAUCAGCAAAGACACCAUCUGCUGCAAGGCCUAUAUGUCAAAGCCUGGAGAGUAUGAAAUUCAUGAGGGAAAAUCCCAUUUUCCCUUAUCUCUCAAUAAUAAAAUAUGCUCAUGUGGUGCUUGGCAGAUUUCAGGUAUACCUUGCAGGCAUGCCAUAAGAGCUAUGGUGCAUGCAAAAAUUGACCCUCACACUGUGGUUUCAGCCUGGUAUUCUGUGAGGACAUACAAACAGGCCUAUAGCUUCCACAUUAACCCUAUACCAGACAAGGAGCAGUGGCCUGCAUAUGCUGAUUUGCCUACCAUCAUGCCACCAACACUAAAGAGGGGAGUAGGAAGACCUUCUAGAAACAGAAGAAGGGAAGAAGGAGAAGACAAAAAGGGCAAAAGAACUCAGACUGUGAAAUGCAAAAAAUGUGGAUGUCUUGGCCACAAUUCAAGGACUUGCAAGGGAGGUCUGACUGAGAAAGAAAAGAGAGCUGCAGGAGGUGAGCCAGUGCUGGUUAGGCAUCCCAGAGUUAGGGAUCAAUCCAAUGCUGCCAAAGCAGCCAAGGCAGCAGCUACGACAUCUCAGCCAGCUGAAUUUACUGAUUCCCAGUUCCCAAUGUCUCAAUCACAAUCUCAAGCCUAA